This is a messenger RNA of Etheostoma spectabile (orangethroat darter), 2463 nucleotides long. It is a transcript of the gene chp1, whose product is annotated as calcineurin-like EF-hand protein 1. Lineage: Eukaryota; Metazoa; Chordata; Actinopteri; Perciformes; Percidae. The transcript is spliced from 7 exons. The record is from RefSeq and is a predicted model, not a curated record. Gene Ontology annotation, molecular function: calcium ion binding. Bases 340 to 927 code for a protein of 195 amino acids.
UCCACCCAUCUUGUAACAACCUGCCGGAACCCGUCUUGGUGUUAUGAAUGCACGACAGACCAUAGAGAAGCUCUACUAGCAAACAGACUUUUGCCGAGCUUCAUCACUCGGAGAACAUAAAACAGCCGGUUGAAAACUAUAGUUAACGUUAGCUGUCACGGCAGCGUCACUUCGCAGCUGCUUUCACGGGUGAAGCUGGUUUUAGCUUGCCGCGUUAGCUCGUUUGCUAACUUUAACAGAAACCCGGUUAGACAUUCUUUCACAGCUUGUGAGAUUUUUUUCAAGACCGGUCCGGCAAGCAAGUCCGUUAGCAUAUAACACCUUUUUAUUCAUUUCGCCAUGGGCUCCAGAGCAUCCACAUUACUCAGAGAAGAGGAAAUCGAAGAAAUUAAGAAGGAGACUGGCUUCUCCCACAGUCAGAUCACUCGCCUGUACAGCCGCUUCACCAGUCUGGAUAAAGGAGAAAACGGCACCCUCAGCCGUGAGGAUUUCCAGAGAAUCCCGGAGUUGGCCAUCAACCCGCUGGGAGACAGAAUCAUCAAUGCGUUCUUUCCCGAGGGAGAGGACCAGGUCAACUUCAGGGGCUUUAUGCGGACCCUAGCUCACUUCAGACCAAUUGAGGACAAUGAAAAGAGCAAGAACGCCGCUGUCAGCGAGCCACUCAACAGCAGGACAAACAAGCUGCUUUUUGCUUUCCGUCUGUAUGACCUGGACAGAGAUGACAAAAUCUCUCGGGAUGAGUUGCUGCAGGUCUUACGGAUGAUGGUUGGUGUAAACAUUUCAGAUGAACAGCUUGGCAGCAUUGCUGACAGGACCAUACAGGAGGCUGACACGAAUGGAGAUAACUCCAUUUCCUUCAACGAAUUCAUCAAGGUCUUGGAGAAGGUGGACGUAGAACAGAAAAUGAGCAUCCGGUUCCUACACUAAAUUGCUUUUAUCAUUAUUAUUUUUUGGGGGGGUGGAGCUUUAAUAUGUCAGUUGAUAUCAGAGCACCUCAUCUCAUCUUGUCAGCGGGCGGCCCCGGCCCAGGCUGCGGGUGUCCGCUGUCAGACCAAGCAUUAGGUAGAGAAUGUCAUAGAUCUUGAGUGUCUGCCUCUGCACUGCUCAGUGAACAAAGGGAAAAGUUGGGUGCCUUGGGUUGUUUUCUGCAAUGUCACUAUGAAUUUCACUUUUAGAGGGUCACAGUUAGUACUACUGCUGUUCAAUUUCUUACAUGGAAAAGGAUUUUCUAGCAAGGUACGAUAAAGCUUUUUGCUACUGCAGUGAGUACAUUUUAUUCUAUAGGAGUUUACUCAUGCUCUUCAGUGGCUAGUUAGCAGGUGUGUCUUUGUCUGUGUGUAUAUAUAUAUAUAUAUAUAUAUAUAUAUAUAUAUAUAUGCAAUGGUUCAAAGUGAAACUUGUAACAUGGGUGAUUCCACUUCCAAACAGACAGUGUUUUUAAUGCUAACAGGAUCUGAUGACUCCUUAUCUCUGACUUGUGUCAGAGCAAUUCAGACCAGCCAGCUGUAAAGCAGGACCUGCUCCCCAUUAUGUUUGGGUUUUACUAACUGAAGUGCCACGGCUUUGGUUCCCCCCUUUGUAAGUAAUUAUCUCAACAGUUAAUCGGAACCUAUAGCCAUGUUUGUGUAUUUCUUCUUUUCACAUGGGUUAACCUAGCUACUGCCAUUACGUUGUAAUGAUCAUUUUCAAUUGUUGUACUUCCACCACAGCGAGUUUGACCCUCUUUCAAAACCAGUAACCACCCGGGGCCUGCUGGAGCCACUGCUGACUCAAUGUGUAUUAUGUGAUAUUUAAACAACUGCUUGAUUAGUUACAACUAAGAACGGUGCCGCUAAAUAUGAAGAUUUCACACAAUCGCUACGAUCUUUUUGGGCUUGUGUGUGUGUCUUCCUGGGCACCUGUUCUAGUAAGUGAAAAUGGCUUCACUAGGAUUUAGCUGCCACUGUGACCUGCUUUCAAAAACUGGUCCCACCCCCUUUAAUAAAGCCCUGGCUAACAGUGUCAGGCCCUGUGGUGAACAUUGGGCAAUGGACCAGUUAGUUUGUAGACUUCGAACAGGUAAACCCAUGAUAAUGCGCUAUAUAUUUAUCGGAUCAGUCUCCCUGUGGCUAAGAAACAUGUUUGUUGAUGUUUGCACUGCUCAACAUUUGUCUGGUGAUUUAUUCCCCUAUCGACUAGUUCUAGAUGUUAAAGAGAAUCAAAUGCUUUUAAUAUAUAUUUUCUGUAGUGCUAGUGUACAUGAAUUGUGCAAAUGCCUGACCCUUUAAUCUUGAAUGUGUUAAUGUGUGUGAAUCAUUACAAAAACACCCUCCAGCAACUGAGUGCAGGAACAACAACUAUUAAUCAUUAUGUGAUUAUCAGUCAGAUAUGAUGCAUAUGUUAUGUAACGUCGGUCCAGGUAUUAUCAAAGUGAUUCAUGAAUUUGAUUUGAAUAAAUUAAGUGCCAUGCUUGCUUUGUGUCAA